AUGGUAACUGAUAGUGUCAUAAACGUUAUCUACAUCGAAGAUUAUCAAGUUUCCUAUAACAAUACGCACCUUCAUCAUUUUACUCAUUUACCUGACAACAUAAGUCAAACAUCUAUUCAACUAACAAUGACAAACAUCGAUGUUAAUGUUGAAGGUUUGGAUGAACUCGUUGAUCGAUCAUUAACUCGUGUUAUCGAGGAAAUCAAUCCAACUCUUGAGAAAUUUCAAAAUCUUUCUCUUGAACUUAUCUCAACAUUGGAAACACGCAUAAAAGAAAAUGUUUCAGAAACACUUUACUACUUGGAAACUAAUUUAUUUGUCCUUCUAUUCGUAAUGAUAGUUGUCCUUAUUCUUAUCCUUAUUAUGUUUUGGUUACUUGAGACUGUUAUGAGAAAUUUUGAGUUCAAAUUAGCAACACGAAAAUUCAUCGGUUUAAUAUUCUUUACUGCUAUAUUCAUUUGGUUAUUCGUUGCCACUACCCUUGCGACGUUUCCUCCUCCACAACCGAUUGAUCUUCAAACAUUGAAAUAUAUUUUAUUUAGUGUGUUAUGUAUAAGUAGUGCGGUAAUGAUCUUUAUCUGGAUACGAUGGAUAUGUAUACAUCGAAAAUGUAUUCGCACGUUUUUUGUUAACGAACUUUGUCAUUUUCAAUCGAAAACAUAUCCAAUCGAAUCAAUAACAACUAUCAAGACAGUAGUGGACAAUAUACCAAUGGAUCCAGUAGCAGGAAACCGAAAGAACACUUUAUUUUAA
Messenger RNA from Adineta ricciae, 753 nucleotides. The record is from the annotation of a GenBank genome assembly. NCBI's taxonomy places the organism in Eukaryota, Metazoa, Rotifera, Eurotatoria, Adinetida, Adinetidae.